AUGGAAUCCAUUUCGAGUUUUACUGCUAAAACCAGCUUCUACCUGUGCCAAGGCGUUCAAAGAGCAAGAGCAGAACUGAUAAACAUUUUGAUAGGCGGUGAAUGUUUGGUAAAGAUUUGGUCAAGAUUAAGGGUCUUAGAACAAGCGUCGCUGGUGUUCUUUGGCGAUAGUUCAAGUCCAGACAAAGAUCCAGUGAUCCUUUGCUCGAAGAUGCAGACAGGCAAUUCUUGUAAUGAAAUGUCCUUCACAGAAGCGAACCUUAGGUUGAAUAGCUUUCUCGUUUGCCAAAGUUGUGGAAUGCUAUGA
Messenger RNA from Phycomyces blakesleeanus NRRL 1555(-), 306 nucleotides. RefSeq lists its product as hypothetical. Bases 1 to 306 code for a protein of 101 amino acids. The transcript has 4 exons. Lineage: Eukaryota; Fungi; Mucoromycota; Mucoromycetes; Mucorales; Phycomycetaceae. The record is from RefSeq and is a predicted model, not a curated record.